Messenger RNA from Prunus dulcis (almond), 1360 nucleotides. RefSeq lists its product as uncharacterized. Gene Ontology annotation, cellular component: dynein complex. The transcript is spliced from 2 exons. Lineage: Eukaryota; Viridiplantae; Streptophyta; Magnoliopsida; Rosales; Rosaceae. The coding region runs from base 199 to 1080 and encodes 293 amino acids. The record is from RefSeq and is a predicted model, not a curated record. Gene Ontology annotation, biological process: microtubule-based process. Gene Ontology annotation, molecular function: dynein light intermediate chain binding; dynein intermediate chain binding.
UCCUCCGCCAACGGCGCACGUUAGAACAAAAAAAAACAGAACCAGAUCUCACCACACAAGUCCCAAUCCAAUGAACCCCACCACUGACCACUGACCACACUCCAAAAACAUAUCAACACAACAUAACCUCCUCCACCUCCAUCUCCAUUUCCUCUGAUUUAUCCACCCACCACCGAACACCCAAAAAAAAAAACCAGUAUGGCUAACCAGACCACCCAACGGCGCAUUUUAGCAGCACCAGAACCAAAAGCAUCCAUGAAUCCCACCCUCAAAAAACACACCAAGCCCUCCAUUUCUCAACACCUAUCUAAUAACCUAGAUUCUUCCAUGCCCUCUAAACCCUCUUCCAUUUCCAGCAACAGCUCUAGAGUCAAUACCAGUCAUAGAGUUCGUACUUCACAAAGACCCAACAGUCAACAAACACUCCCAGCUCUCACUGACACUCGUUUGCAAGCCAAAGCCAUGUCAGUUUCUGCCAUAAUGGGUUCCUCCAAGUCUUCCAUUAAAUCAAAUCCUCAGCCCAAAUCAGUUGGCCCCAAUAUUGAGAAACAGAGCAAGACAACAAAGGAAUUAGCUUGCAAAGACAAGUCCCAAAAAUCCAGUAAAGAUGUGGAAAAGAAGAAAUUUGAGGAGGAGGUUGUGAAGAAGAAGAAAGAAGCUCAAAAGGGAUUGGUGGGUUUUAAAGAAGAGCAUGAAUUUGAUAAUAGGAGAUUGUCAGUUCCACUGAACUCAAGCGGUGGCAGAAGGAGAUCCCUCUCUGGCUCACAGGUUCAAUUGGCAGAUGUGCUUUCAAGUUAUGGUGUGAAAAUUGUUUCAGCUGAUAUGCCACCAUUUAUGCAGAUCCAUGCUGUUGAGUGUGCAAGAAAGACACAUGAUAGCCUGGAAAAGUUCACCUCCAAGACUCUUGCUUUGACUCUCAAAAAGGAAUUUGAUGGGGUGUAUGGGCCAGCUUGGCACUGUAUUGUAGGAACCAGUUUUGGGUCUUUUGUGACACACUCUGUAAGUGGGUUUCUGUAUUUCUCAAUGGAUCAAAAAAUGUAUGUCCUCUUGUUUAAGACAACGGUACAAAGAGCAGACUGAACAGUUGGAAAGCUCAAGAAUUUUUUGUGUAGGAAGUUCUGGAAAGCUCAAAAAUAAGUUAUAUUCUUUCGAGCUUGUACAUUGGUUGAUGGUUAUUGCAGGGAAAGCAUAGGAGAGAUGGAAAUUUCUCCCCAUCUUUUUGUUCAUAGACAUUUACUUAGUUGUAACUUGUAGGGGCUUAGUAUUUGUCUAAUUGAGAAAUAUGAAAUCCCUUCUUCUGGCCCUGUAAGUCUAUAUGUAUCAGUGUUAUAAAAUCAUAAUAUAAUUGUCAGUGUCACAA